This is a messenger RNA of Teleopsis dalmanni, 1796 nucleotides long. Its product is annotated as calcium uptake protein 3, mitochondrial-like. Gene Ontology annotation, molecular function: calcium ion binding. The record is from RefSeq and is a predicted model, not a curated record. Gene Ontology annotation, biological process: calcium import into the mitochondrion; mitochondrial calcium ion homeostasis. Gene Ontology annotation, cellular component: uniplex complex. NCBI's taxonomy places the organism in Eukaryota, Metazoa, Arthropoda, Insecta, Diptera, Diopsidae.
GUUCCGUGAUGGCUGCUGUGUGCAGGCUUUCAAGUCGAUUUUUAGUUUUAUCGAAAAAUUCGGUUCAUAUCAGAAAUUUUAGUAAUUAUAGAAAUCUAAACAGUGCAAGACAAAACAAUGUGAAAUUAUUUAGUAUAAUUGGUGGCGGCGUUGCCGCAUUUGUGUGUGCAAAUUUAUUGAAAACAAAUACAGUGCAUGCUUCGUCAAUGAGCAAAAUCGAACGAAUGCGAAAGCGUGAAGAUGACAAAACCAUAAAAUUAACACCACGCGAACGAAGAUUUAUCAAAUUUGCUUCAGCUGAAUAUAAUGGACAGCUUUAUAUGACACCGCAGGAUUUUUUGGACUCAGUUGUGGAACAAGAACCCAGACCACGCCUUAAGCGUCGAUCAAUAAUGACUAAUGACUUAAAUCGUAUUAAAGACACAACACCAGCAUUGAAGAAAGGUUCAGCUCGUAUGUUUAGAACUCUCAGAGAUAAUGGCAUUAUUUCAUACACCGAAUAUUUAUUUCUUUUAUCUGUGCUAACAAAACCAAUUUCCGGAUUUCGCAUAGCUUUUAAUAUGUUUGAUACUGAUGGAAAUCAAAGAGUCGAUAAAAAGGAAUUUUUAGUGUUAAAACAUAUUUUCGGUGGUUCAUUUAACGAAAGAAAUUUGGAUGAAGACACACGCCAAGUUCUCUUUAGCUUAUAUUCACCAGAGGCUAAGGCAAGGUUAUUAAAAAUGCAAAAAGAGGAAAAAAAAGUUGAGAAACCAAAACCGAAACCUAAAAAUUUAUUUAUGGAACGCAUAUUUAGUGGUGCAUGGAAGGACAAACGUGGUCAAACUAAUGAUACUAAAGAUAAAACUAAUGAUGAUGAUACUGAAAAUGAUAAUGAUAACGAUAAUGAAAGUAAGAAACCAGAACAAGAUGAAAAACUUAACAAAGAAAAACAAAAGAAACACGCGAAAGAUAACGUUGAGGACGACUAUAUUGACGAUGAGGAAGGUCUACAGCGAAAACAUAAGGUGGACACUACACUACAAGUACAUUUCUUUGGGAAGAAGGGCAAUAACGAUUUAUAUUACGAUGGAUUUUAUAAAUUUAUGGAUAAUCUACAAACUGAAGUUUUAGAGUUAGAAUUUAGUGAAUUCUCAAAGGGUAACAUACAAAUUUCCGAACUGGAUUUUGCUAAAAUUCUUUUACGUUACACUUAUUUGGCUGCGGAUGAAUAUGAUAAAUUCCUGGACCGUUUACUAUCACGUAUCAAAGAUGAGGAACAGGGCAUCACUUUUGAAGAAUUUCGAGAUUUCUGUAGAUUCCUUAAUAAUUUGGACGAUUUUGCAAUUGCUAUGCGGAUGUAUACCUUAGCUGAUCGUGCAAUCUCUAAAAAUGAUUUUUCACGUGCAGUUAAGAUUUGUACCGGCUUUACUCUUUCCAAACAUCUCAUUGAUACAGUUUUUGCUAUUUUCGAUGAGGAUGGGGAUGGUUUAUUGUCAUAUAAGGAAUUCAUUGCUAUUAUGAAAGAUCGCUUACAUCGUGGUUUGAAAUCUACAACGAAAGCUGAAGGAUGGGAUGCAUUUAAAAUUUGUGUGAAACAGGAUAUAAGAGCAUCCAGAAGCGCUCGUUAAACUGACUAGUAAAACAAGGUCUGACAUCAUAUUUAUUCUUCAUAUCGCUCAAAAAUAAACUAAGAAUGCACAUAAAUUAAGCCAAAAAAAUCGUAAUAUAAUCCGUUUAGUCUAUUUAUAAAAUUUCAAUAGCACUUUUAAAAAGUUAUAUACUCUAGCCUUCAUUAUUUUUUAUCAUUAUUAUUUAUU